Cricetulus griseus (Chinese hamster) is the source of this 2430-nucleotide messenger RNA. The record is from RefSeq and is a predicted model, not a curated record. Lineage: Eukaryota; Metazoa; Chordata; Mammalia; Rodentia; Cricetidae.
AUGUCAGUGACUCAGGCAGCCAUCAUCAAGACUGCCAUCGCCAUGGGGAAAGGAGACUAUGACAGUGAUACUGCACAACCUACUCCUCCCUGCAAUGCCAUCUACAACUUCCAAGGCAGUGGAGCCCAGCAUCUCACCCUACAGAUUGGCGAUGUGGUGCGAAUACAGGAGACCUGUGGAGACUGGUACAGAGGGUACCUUGUUAAGCAUAAAGUGUCACAGGGCAUUUUCCCUACAUCCUUUAUCCAUGUCAAGGAAGUGACAGUGGAGAAAAGAAGGAACAUAGAGAACAUCAUUCCUGCAGAAAUUCCUUUGGCCCAGGAAGUGACGACGACGCUCUGGGAGUGGGGAGGCAUCUGGAAGCAGCUCUAUGUGGCUAGCAAAAAGGAACGCUUCCUCCAAGUGCAGUCCAUGAUGUAUGACCUGAUGGAAUGGCGGUCCCAGCUCCUCUCAGGAACUCUCCCCAAGGAUGAGCUGAAGGAACUGAAGCAGAAAGUCACAUCGAAGAUCGACUAUGGCAACAAAAUCCUUGAGCUCGAUCUGAUUGUCAGAGAUGAAGAUGGAAACAUACUGGACCCUGAUAACACCAGCAUCAUCAGCUUGUUCCAUGCUCAUGAGGAGGCCACUGAAAAAAUCACAGAGCGCAUCAAAGAAGAAAUGUCAAAAGACCAGCCCGAUUAUGGGAUGUAUUCUCGGAUCUCCUCAUCUCCCACCCACAGCCUCUACGUCUUUGUGAGAAACUUUGUAUGCAGAAUUGGGGAGGAUGCUGAGCUCUUCAUGUCUCUCUAUGACCCCAACAAACAAAUGGUCAUAAGUGAGAACUAUUUGGUGCGAUGGGGCAGCAAAGGAUUCCCAAAGGAGAUUGAGAUGCUCAAUAACCUGAAGGUGGUCUUCACAGAUCUUGGAAACAAAGACCUCAACAGGGAUAAGAUUUACUUGAUUUGCCAAAUAGUCCGAAUUGGGAAGAUGGAUCUUAAGGACACUAAUACCAAGAAGUGUACCCAGGGGCUGAGGAGGCCCUUUGGGGUGGCAGUUAUGGACAUCACAGACAUCAUCAAGGGCAAAGCAGAGAGUGAUGAGGAAAAGCAGCAUUUUAUUCCCUUUCACCCGGUCUCAGCUGAGAACGAUUUCCUUCAUAGCCUUCUGGGCAAAGUCACAGCUUCCAAGGGGGACAGUGGAGGACAAGGCCUGUGGGUGACCAUGAAGAUGCUGGUGGGUGACAUCACUCAGAUCCGCAAAGACUAUCCUCACUUAGUGGACAGAACCACUGUGGUGGCCCGGAAGCUGGGAUUCCCAGAGAUCAUCAUGCCAGGGGAUGUCAGGAACGAUAUCUACAUCACUCUCCUACAAGGUGACUUUGACAAGUACAACAAGACCACACAGCGGAACGUGGAAGUGAUUAUGUGUGUGUGCACAGAAGAUGGCAAAGUACUACCUAAUGCAAUUUGUGUGGGAGCCGGGGACAAGCCCAUGAACGAGUAUCACUCAGUGGUGUACUAUCAAGUCAAACAGCCACGCUGGAUGGAAACAGUCAAGGUGGCUGUCCCUAUUGAAGAUAUGCAGAGGAUCCAUCUGCGCUUCAUGUUUCGACACCGGUCAUCACUAGAAUCCAAAGACAAAGGAGAAAAGAACUUUGCCAUGUCCUAUGUGAAGCUCAUGAAAGAAGAUGGAACCACACUGCAUGAUGGAUACCAUGAGUUGGUUGUUCUCAAGGGAGACAGCAAGAAGAUGGAAGAUGCCAGCGCUUACCUGACACUUCCGUCUUAUCGACACCACGUGGAAAACAAGGGAGCCACUCUGAGCCGCAGCUCCAGCAGCGUGGGGGGCCUUUCUGUCAGCUCCCGUGAUGUGUUCUCCAUUUCCACCCUGGUGUGCUCCACAAAGCUCACGCAGAAUGUGGGUUUGCUGGGUUUGCUCAAGUGGCGGAUGAAGCCACAACUGCUCCAGGAGAAUUUAGAGAAGUUGAAGAUUGUGGAUGGAGAGGAAGUGGUGAAGUUCCUCCAGGACACUCUGGAUGCCCUUUUCAACAUCAUGAUGGAACACUCCCAAAGCAAUGAGUAUGACAUCCUCGUCUUUGAUGCUAUGAUUUAUAUAAUAGGACUCAUUGCAGACCGGAAAUUCCAGCAUUUUAACACUGUCCUGGAGGCUUACAUUCAACAGCAUUUCAGUGCUACCUUGGCCUACAAGAAAUUGAUGACGGUGCUGAAGACUUACUUGGAUACCUCCAGCAGAGGGGAACAGUGUGAGCCCAUCCUCAGAACUCUAAAAGCUUUAGAAUAUGUGUUCAAGUUCAUUGUUCGGUCGAGGACAUUAUUCUCACAGCUAUAUGAAGGCAAAGAACAGAUGGAGUUUGAAGAAUCUAUGAGACAGCUCUUUGAAUCCAUCAACAACCUGAUGAAAAGUCAAUAUAAAACCACCAUCCUCCUGCAG